AUGUCGACGCCGACGCCGCGGAAUCGCGACGGACGGCGCGAUCGACGACGCGCGAACGCGGACGCGUUCGAGAGCGUCGUCGUUCGUAAAAACGAAACGCUGAGCGCGUUCGCCAAGCGCACGGGGACGCGCGCGGAGGUGAUCCUGCUGCUGAACCCGCACGCGUCGGCGAAAGGGUUGAUCUCGGGGAUGGUGCUGGACGUGCCGCUGAAGGCGAAGACGGAGAAGACGGCGAAGACGGCGAAGAAGGGGCGAUCGGCGUCGACGAACGCCGCGGCGUCGGCGAACGACGCGCGGGGAGGCGGGAAGCGCGGAGGCGAGAAAACGACGACGACGACGACGACGACGACGAGUUUUAGUGGGAAACUGUACGAGAAAAGUUAUCCCGUGCUGGAACAGCGGAGUAAAGAGUUGCAAGCAGAGUUACGGGCGAGGGUGGAGGAGUUCGGAGUGGCGGCGAAGGGCGAGAAGGCGGCGCUCGCGGGCGAACUCGUCGGAAAAUCUCGCGACAAGCUGAGCGCUUGGAGGAAGAAGAUGAUGUCGGUAGUGGCUAAAACCACGGACGAAGCGGCGGAGAAUUUUGGGGCGAGAUUCGAAAAUUUCAAGUCGCGAGCGGGCGCCAAGAAGCCGAGCGAGGCGGCGAAGGAUAAGCGGCAACCGAAAAAGACGCCCAACGCGACGGCUGCCAAGGAUAAGGCGAAGGCGGACGCGGCGAAAGAGAAGGCGAAGCAGGAUAAGGCGAAGCAGGACAAGAAGGAUGCGAUAGCGCGCGAGAAGGAGUCGACCGAUAAGCCUAAAAAAGUGGAGACGAACAAGGCCGUCGCGGCGAAGCCCAAGCUCAAGGCGGACAGGGCCAAGCCGCGUCGCGAGUCUACUUCGAUCAACCAAACGGGUCAGGAGGUCGCGUGGACGUUGCUCUUCAGCGCAGGCCUUGGUGCGAUCGGGCACGUGUUGAAAAAGAUCGGCGAGAAGUAUCACAUUGCCGAGAGCGACGACGACGAGGUCAGGGAAUUCAAUCCGACGACGCUUUGGCAGUGGGCGCGCGACAAUGUCGUCUUCCGUCCGUGCCUCGGCGGCGGGAUUUGCGUGACAAUCCGAGACAAGGACGAGGAUCCAGAUGCGCCGGUCCAAAAGCACCCCAAGGUUGGAUCUCAACUGAAUCAUAUCGCGAGCACGAACUUUGCCGAGCACGCCGCGCCGGUGGAAAAAGCCAUGGUGAGGCGCGUGGAGAAGACUAAGGCGCAGUUGCAGACCUUUAUGGAAGCGAUGAAGAUACGCAACAUCGACGAGCACACAGAGCAGUUACUCGAGCUUCAAGAAGAGCUCGAGCGAGGGCAGUUUGAGAGCCAGCAAGAGCGUGCGCAGUGCCAAGAAAAGAUCGUCGCGAUCAAGACGCGCUUAGCCGAAGCGCAAGGGCUGCUGUCGAUGUGGGUGGAUCACUCCGCGAACGACGCGUACUUGAAGAACUUGAAACGCCGAGUUCUCGCGGCGUGGGUUGAGUUGUUGCAAGAACGUUACGUUCGUCAGCGCAUAAUGACCAAGGUGUACUUGCGAUGGCAGAACAUUGAACUCUCGCAAGCGUUUAAUCAGUGGUACGAAAACGCUCACGUGCUGCGCGUGCAACGUCUGCGCAAGGAAGGCAUGGACAUCCAAGAUAAGUUGAAGUUGGAGAGACAACGUUUGGAAGAAAAGCGCGCGGCGGAUCAAGAAAACAGAAUGCGUUGGAGUAGCCCCAAGAACGCCGAGGCCGCGAGGAACGAGGCGCGACGAAGCGCGUUCGAAGAGAAGUUGGCUUCGGCGGCGGCGGAUUCGCUCGUGGAAUAG
Molecule: messenger RNA, 1824 nt
Organism: Ostreococcus lucimarinus CCE9901
Lineage: Eukaryota; Viridiplantae; Chlorophyta; Mamiellophyceae; Mamiellales; Bathycoccaceae
Exons: 1
Coding region: 1-1824 (607 amino acids)
Source: RefSeq, a predicted model, not a curated record